CCUCGGGCGCAGAGGGCGUCGGCGACCCGCGCUGCGGUGCUCCGCGGCUCGGACGCGUUUAUCACCCGAGAGGGGGAAUGCCGCCCCCUCCCCGCCCCCCAGGUGACGGUGUCACCGCUUCCGGCCUCGACGUGGGGCCCGCGCCACCUCCCAGGACUGUGCCACUGUCCGCGAAUGCUGGGCCGCGCCGAGCCUCAGUUUCCUCGCCUAUGAAAUGGAUGCGCGCCCGCCGCGGGUUCGCGGGGGUCCCCAAAGUGUGGCCUGUUGUUGUGAGCCAAGUUGGGGAAGGUGCCUGUUCCCGAGGCGGCCAGCGGCCACUCCGCCGGCGUCAGUGGCAGACAACCCCCCUCCAGCUGUGGCGGGGGUGACGCUAGACCCUUUUUGGUGGCUGUGCCCCAGGCAGGACACCGAGGCUGGCGGAGUCACGAACCCCGAGCUUUAUCCUGAAGUCCCCUCGAUUGCGAACUCGCGUUUUCCUCCCCUCACUUCUGCCAGAGAAGGGUCGUCUCGGAGGAGGGCAGAGGUGGAUAGUGGGCUUAGUGGCUUCCUUUCCCUCAGUCUCCUCCCUCCUGCCUGUUCCGUGGAGGCCAAGCCUGAAUGUGGGGGCAGGGCUCUCUGAGGGGUGAACCCUGCGGGGCUCGGUGUGUGGGUCCGAGUCAGCUGCUGUGUGGCUGCGGUGGCCCAGUAUGUUGGGACAUCACCUGUCUGUGCUUGGCAGCCCUGAGCGAGGCGUGAUUCUCCAACCUGGCAGGAGAGAGACUGAGGCUGAAGGGUCAGGGGACCCUCCAUCCAUCCAUCCAUCCAUCCAUCCAUCCAUCCAUCCAUCCACCCAUCCACCCAUCCACCCAUCCAUCCAACCAACCAUCCGUGGCCUCUGUGCCAAACCUGGAGCCGGCACUACCCCUAGGCAGGCAAAUGAAAGAUGCUUUUCCAAGGGAGCUUCCAGCCCAGAGGUGUUCCCGCCUUUGAGCUGCUCUGGCCAUAUUUUAAAAUGCUGGGAGAUUUCCUGGGGGUUGGGCUGGACAUCAUGUGAUGACAGUGACAGUUCGGUUAGGAGCACCUCUGGGCUGUGGGCUCUCCUGCCUUAUUUAACUACACACUUGGUCCUUCUACCCACCCCAGUAGGUAGGUAUUCUCCCUUAUUUGUGGGCAAGAAAAUGAGAUCGUAUAGCUCAUCACUGGGAGGCCCAGAAUGUAAAUCAGGGCCGUAUGAUUCUUAAUAACAUUAGGAACAAUGAUAAUGCUAAGUUGUAGCUGAUAUUUAUUGGAUGCAUGCUGCAUGCUGGCCAGGAUACUCAGACCUCUGUAUUUAAUCUUUGUGAAAAUCCUAUACAGCGGGUACUAUUAUUAUCCCCAUUUGAAACAUGAGAAAUCAAAAGCAAAGAAAGGUUGAGGCAUUUGCCGGAGACCAUGCACGUCAGCUGGGAGCUGGCAGAGCUGGGAUUCGAAUAGCACCAAUUCGUUUUAUUACCACAAGGCGCUCAGGGCGGCCACACAGGGUCUGUUUUGGAUGUAAGAGACAGAAAUCCCUCUCCCAAACAGAAGUUUAUGUCUGUCUUAUUUGAAUGAAGCCUGGGGGUGAAGCAGCUCAGGGUUUCUACAUCACAACCCAAGGUGGCUACUCUAGCUCCACCCAUUACCUCUGCAUCCCAGGUGACCAGAGUUAGAGCUGAAGAGGGGCAGUGCCUCCUUUUAAGAACAAUUCUCGUGAGAUCUUUCUGUUUAAAUUCUAUCGGUCUUAACAUAGUCACAUGAGCACAUCUAGCUGUAGGGAUUCUAAGCCAAAAAUCUAGCUCCCCCACAGUCAAAGAAAACACAGACCUGGAUAGUUGUUAAAAAUAGUAAACACAGAUUUUAUUGAGGGCUCUUGCAGUAGGGGAAAAGAGCUGUUGGUCUUGAAGCCAGUUCGACGCCGAAUACGGCAUGGGCAAGUGGGAGUUUAUAGCCAAGGAGCAGCUUAAAAUCAUUGCAUGGAAACUUAAUGUGGGGGGGGGGGACGUCAGGGGUUCGGGGAGGAUUCUGGCUAAACCCACCCGACAGGAUUUUUGCUGAGGGCAAGCCGGGUGAUCAGAUGUCACCUGGGGGUGAUACCAGAUGUGAGGCUGACCAGGCAUCAGAGUGGGGGACUCUUGCUAAACUCAAACAGCAGGGUUUUGUUAAAAUUGGAUUUUACAGGAAGGGCACAGGUGAGCCUGUGAUAGAUUUUGGGAGCCUGACUCAAGUCUGGUCAAGUAAAGAAUCUUUGUCACCGCUUGGGGAGAAGAGGUGAAGGAGUAUGGCCCUUCCUGCACCCCAGAGUCCUCUUCGUAGGACACUGUGGCCCCUGCCAUUUGGAGAGGCACCAGGCAUGGGGGCCCAACCACCCUGUGUGAGCUGCCCAAAGCUGUCAGGUAACAAGAGAGAGGAGGCUUAAGCCCAUGGCACCUGUAAUUUCCCGUGUUUUGACCCAGGGGCAGCCAGUCAGUGGGUGCCGGUUUCUGCCGGACCAGAACUCCUGACCCACAUCCUCCCUCCAGAGGCCAAACAGGCAGGACAGGUCUCACAGUGUGGGCGUUUCUGACCCAGAUGCAGGACAGCGGCCAGCACUGGGCAGGGGUGGGGGGUGACUUACCAAGGCCAUCCGUCUGGGCUCAGUUCUGUUUCUCUUGCAGGGGGUGCAGAUAGGGGUCACAGGAUUAUCCUUGAUAAUCGCAAGUUAUUUCAGACUAAAUGGCAUGAAGAAAGCAACUAAUACCUGUCACUUUCUACAAAGCUGUUUUACAAAACAUCUGACUUGCUGUCACCCUGGAGGCAGGGAGAGGCUAAGGAAUGUGGCCCCAUUUAGGAAGGAAACCCCUGACCUCACCAAAGCCCCUUUCUCCCUGUCGGAGGCCAUCAGCCCUGUGUGUUCUGGACCGAGCCCUCGGGAGGGGAAGCAGCACCAGGUGGUGAACUAAGAACUUCCUCCCCCUUCCUGGGAGCCCAGGGUGUGGGGCCAUGUCCUGACUUAGGCCACAUGGAGCCUCGGUGGGAAUCCAGGCCAGUGAGGUGCCACCCUUGCUGACAUGAUGAUUAGCGAGUGAUGCCGGGGUCUCCUCUACGUGGCCAGCAGAGAGCUGGAGCUCCGAGGGCCCUGGGAAGGUGGGAUGCUAUGGAAUAUGAUGAGAAGCUGGCCCGGUUCCGGCAGGCCCAUCUCAACCCCUUCAACAAGCAGCUGGGGCCAAGGCAGCAUGAGCAGAGGGCCAGCGAGGAGGCCCCAGACUUCGCUUCUGAAGAGGCCCUGCCUGAGUUGCCCCCUGGAGAGCCAGAAUUCCACUGCACUGAGCGAGUGAUGGAUCUCGGCCUUUCGGAGGACCACUUCUCCCGCCCUGUGGGUCUCUUCCUGGCCUCUGACAUUCAGCAGCUGCGGCAGGCCAUCGAGGAGUGCAAGCAGGUGAUUCUGGAGCUGCCCGAGCACUCGGAGAAGCAGAAGGAUGCCGUAGUUCGGCUCAUCCACCUCCGGCUGAAACUCCAGGAGCUGAAGGACCCCAAUGAGGACGAGCCCAACAUCCGAGUCCUCCUCGAGCACCGUUUCUACAAGGAGAAGAGCAAGAGUGUCAAGCAAACCUGUGACAAGUGCAACACCAUUAUCUGGGGGCUCAUUCAGACCUGGUACACCUGUACAGGCUGUUAUUACCGCUGUCAUAGCAAGUGCUUGAACCUCAUCUCCAAGCCCUGCGUGCGCUCCAAAGUCAGCCACCAAGCGGAAUACGAGCUGAACAUCUGCCCCGAGACAGGGCUGGACAGCCAGGAUUACCGCUGCGCGGAGUGCCGGGCGCCCAUCUCUCUGCGGGGCGUGCCCAGCGAGGCCCGGCAGUGUGACUAUACCGGCCAGUACUACUGCAGCCAUUGCCACUGGAAUGACCUGGCUAUCAUCCCUGCACGAGUUGUGCACAACUGGGACUUUGAGCCGCGCAAGGUGUCCCGCUGCAGCAUGCGCUACCUGGCACUGAUGGUGUCUCGUCCGGUCCUCAGGCUCCGUGAGAUCAACCCUCUGCUCUUCAACUACGUGGAGGAGCUGGUGGAGAUCAGGAAGCUGCGCCAGGACAUCCUCCUCAUGAAGCCAUACUUCAUCACUUGCAAGGAGGCCAUGGAGGCACGUCUGCUCCUGCAGCUCCAGGACCGGCAGCAUUUUGUGGAGAACGAUGAGAUGUACUCUGUCCAGGACCUGCUGGAUGCGCACACGGGCCGCCUCAGCUGCUCGCUCACGGAGACCCACACACUCUUUGCCAAGCACAUCAAGCUGGACUGUGAGCGGUGUCAGGCCAAGGGCUUCGUAUGCGAGCUCUGCAGAGAGGGUGAUGUGCUGUUCCCCUUCGACAGCCACACGUCCGUGUGCACCGAGUGCUCUGCUGUCUUCCACAGGGACUGCUACUAUGACAACUCUACCACGUGCCCCAAGUGUGCCCGGCUCACCUUGCGGAAGCAGUCACUCUUCCAGGAGCCUGGUCCAGAUGUGGAUGCCUAGAGCAGCAGGCACCCCCCCACCCAAGCCUGUCUGGCAUCCAACCUGCUGGUCAUUGCCAAAGUCAAGGUGUUUUUUGUGUUCUGGAGACCCCAAGGGUGCAGCCCCUGGACGUCUCCCUUGUGCUGGGCCGGAGGGGUGUAAGCAGCACCAUGAGGCCCGUCAUCUGUCUCCCAGGCAUCUGCUGGGAUGUGGUGCAGCCUGGCUCUUUGCUGGGUGUGCUGCUGUGAAGGCUUCAGGGCUCCGUAAGCAGGGGAGUGGGCAAAGGGCGUCUCACCUCCCCGGUGGCAAAGAGCCUUGGGGCCGAGGCUGCUGGGCUUUGGCCACCCUGAAAACCCAGAAAGGACUUUGUGGGAGUAGCCAACAAACCCUGGGGAUGCUGGCUACAUACACCCAGACUUGGCCUGAGGAAAAUCUGCAAUGGAUGAUUUGGAUCUACCUGGAGGCUCCCAUCCCCCAGCCCCUUGUCUGUUUGGAGACUUCUAGUUGUCUCUGGCUGGGGUCGUCCACAACUGUCUCCUGAGGGCUCUGCCCCUGCCUCUUGAGGUUCUGUCUCUAGGUUCUCCUCCGACAGGACCAGCCCAGGGGUUACCUGUUCUGUGCAACGUGGAGGGAAGGGGGCCGUGGUCUCUUCCUCCUGCUCCCCCCUGCCGCUGCUCAGCCCAGCCUACCCUGGUGCUCCAGGCUGGGUGGCUGGGGGUCCAGCUGGGAGAGGCUGUCCUGCUUCCCAGUUUGGAGCAGGGACUAUGCCCCUGGGGGAAUUCUAGGUUAGGCAACGGGGUUGGCAGCAGUAGGCCCGUGUGGCUCUUCUGGGAACUCUCUGCCUGAGGAGCUCCAUGCUGCUGCCACAGUGCCUGCGGAGGGCUCUGGACGGCCCAGAGACCACCAGCCAGUGGUCUUUUGCUUGGGGCCUGGAGGUGCUGGGAGUAUUUGCUCAAGGGAGCUUUGGGCAGGAAUCUUAGAGCCCAUGCGGGAAGCCUGGAGCACAGGAUGUGGAAGGUCCGGUACACCAGCUGGCAAAUGGGGCCCUGAGGCAGAGGGUGAGAACCCACAGGUUCUUCACUGGUGGAGCCACAGUCAACCUCGCUAUUUGCAGGGACGUUUUGUGCUUUAGAGACCUUGCCGUUGAGGGGGGAGUCCUGUGGGAAGGGGACAUUUCAGGAUGUGGCUCUCCAGCCUUUUGUGCCCUCUUGCCCAGACUGUGGUCAGCUGUUGAUGCACAUGGUUGACAUACAUAUGUGGUGGGGGUGGGGUGGGCAGGGAACACAGCCACUUGGGUAUCCAUCACCUUUGGCUAGGAAACCCAAGAGGAGAUGCUUCAGCCAGCAGAAAAGUCGGCUUAGCCUGCUGGAGGAUCAGAGCGGUGGCUAAAGACCGUGUCCCCUCCUCCUGGCCCUUCUGCGCCAUCAGAAAAGCCUCCGUUGGUGGCUUUAGGCAAUCCUCUCGCUGAGUGUUCUGAUCUGCCUUGGGGUAACAGUGAGAAGCAAACAUUGGUGAGGUUGGGUCAACAGGUCCCUGCCCUGCUUCCCCUUCCUCUCGAGGGCUGAAGAGGGGCUUAAGGUCCAGAUGCCCUUUUCCUGCACCCCCAGAUCCACACAUUUUCCACCACUGCUUUCCGUUUCUGUCAGAAGGAUACUGGCCAUUCCCGGCUUUACCGCGUAAUGGACGUCACAUCAUUGUAGUUACAAUCGCCACGUCCUUAGAAAGCAUUAAUAAGUUGCCAUCUGCUGGACGAGGAGUUGGCCCCCUUUUCUUUUUAACAACCCCCAUUCCCUCCUCCCCCAAUAUCGCCAUCUUCCCCUUCUGGAUGACCGAGUCUUUAAACGAGAUCACGUGUGGGUCUUGGAAUCCAAGCACUGUAGCCGGAACCCACCAAAGAGCCAGUUUGCACGGCCCGCGCUUCACAGAAAAGCAGCAAGGGACACCUGGUUGUACUGACGCCAUAGCCGCUGUCUCAUUAAAUCUGUGUUCUCUAGA
Molecule: messenger RNA, 6460 nt
Organism: Felis catus (domestic cat)
Lineage: Eukaryota; Metazoa; Chordata; Mammalia; Carnivora; Felidae
Gene: DEF8
Product: differentially expressed in FDCP 8 homolog
Exons: 12
Coding region: 3062-4486 (474 amino acids)
Source: RefSeq, a predicted model, not a curated record